This is a messenger RNA of Lodderomyces beijingensis, 5210 nucleotides long. The record is from the annotation of a GenBank genome assembly. Lineage: Eukaryota; Fungi; Ascomycota; Pichiomycetes; Serinales; Debaryomycetaceae.
AUGCAUUUAUCGAGAAGUAUAAACAAGCUUUCAUUAGAUCCACCAGAUCUACUGAACCCUUUGCGAUUUCACCACCACCACCAAAACCUGCAAAACGAUGAUAUGCCCUACAUGAACAUCAAGAAUAUAGACUACGACUUGUUGGAGUCCAAGUACCAGAUUUUCAAGUAUUGUCCGCAGUAUAUCCACAAUUAUGACAUAUCAACCCCGGUGUUGAGAGAUUUGAUUGUGGACAAGCCCAUUUACAACGACGCCAACAAGCAUGUGAAGCUUAAAAAAAGAAAAAAGAAGAAGAGAAAUGGCAAUUUGGAUGAACAAGGAGAAGAGCCACAGCAACACCAGCAACAAAAGGACGAGCAAAAGCAACGCAAGGAGAAAAAGGAGGAAAGGAAGGAGAAAAGGGAGGAAAUGAAGGAGUUGAAAAGGCAACAUCAACGCGAGAAGAGAGACUUAAAAGAACAGCACAAGCAACUGUAUUCUGGCCACUACAUGAAGAAAGUCAAUAGUUUGAGUUGUGCCAAUGGUGGUAAUCUUCAAGUAAGCCAUAAUGCUGGACAAGUCAACCCAUAUCAGUUGAAGACGCAGUUUUGCAAUGGACUUGGCAUAACCGGCAUGUCGAGGAGAAAUUCAGAGGCUUUGUCAUAUCUUGACAAUGCCAAUAACACUGCAACUAGUGAUCAAUUUGAUAACAGCCAUGAUCAUGAUCAAGACCACAAAAAUGGAAAUGAAACUGAAGCAGAAACUGAAGCUGAAGCAGAUAAAUGCCACAACUUUGGUGGGUACGACAGUGAAAAGACCGAAGUUGAUGACGAUUUCAACAGCUCUAUUGCAUUUAAAAACCCAUUCAAUGGUGGCGGGUUCAACCAAAAUAUGAAUAUGAUGACUCUGAUGUCAAAGUCGUCCUCAUACAACAAUUACAAUUUCCUCCACCACCAACCGCACCAGCAACAGCAACACCCCAAUUCGAGAAAUAACUCGGUAAUGAUGUCUACAUCGGCCAGUAUGAACGCCAUGCAUCCUUCAAAUCUGCAGCACUCUUCGCAAUAUGCAAACUCUCAAUCCCAUUCACAGCGGGAUAGAAGAUCGUCAUCGAUCACUUUGAUCAAUAAUAGUCAGAAUUCGUCUCAAAAUAGGUACAACAACAAUCUUGGCGGUGGCUAUAAUGUUGGCCAUUCAACUAAAUCAAAGAGGUCAUCUUCUAUAGCUUCCAGAUUCAUGAACAUUUUCACAAAAGAUCACGAUGAUGGCGCCGCUGGUGAAGAAGACGACAACGACGAUGAUGAUGCUGACAACGUACUUGCAUCAUCAGAGUUUAUUGCAAGAAAGUCAGGUAGCAAUGGCAGCCAUGGUAGUAAUGAAGCGACAGCAGGAGGAGGAAUCAAUACGAUGAAGAGAGCCAGCUCUACUGCUCUGCAUAGACAGAGCCACACAAAUCACAAGCCUCCCAAUUGCAGUAGCAAUUUCGACUUUAACUUUGGAUCCAACACGAAUAAUGGCGAUAGCAUGCAUUCGUCAUUCCCAAUCCAGAAAUCGAGCACAUUUGACCAAACAAGAAGCGCCAAGACUACAUUAAAGAACAAAUUGAAAAUGAAACUUACAAACGAAUCCGGGAGGAGGUUCAGUGAACUGAUUGGUAUGUAUACAAAUAUCCUACCCUAUACUAACAUCUACUUACUUUUGCAAUGCUAGCGGAGAGAUCAACAAAAAAAUGGAUUUUUAGAAGCACAAGUUUGGGUUCAGGGUCGAGAUACAACGGGAAAUGCCGAGGAGAUCCAAAGGAGGGGAAAACAAAAACAGGGACCAAAUUGUCCAGAGGGUACCAAUGCAGGCAAAAGGUCCGUCAAACCAAGCGAGAUCACGUUGCUGGUUAUAAGAUUUCGAUGUGGGUGUCGUUGUGUUUGUCAAAGGAUGUCGAAAAAAGAAAUGGUUCUAGACCACCACGACUCCGAUUCCAUUUUGCCAGAACUGUUGGGGUGUGCAAAUAAGGCGAGUUGAAGGAAAGGUGGGGUUUAGGGGGUAGUUUCAAUGCCACGAAUAUGAUGCGGUGGCAGUUGCAAGUGUGACCCUUUUUGGUCAUGAAGUAUUUUGUUCUUUAUUCCAUUUAAACCUAAGCCCAAGUUUAAAUUUGUGGUGAUGUUUGGCUGCAGCUCGAUUGGUGGGCGAUGCAGUGCGGUGCAAUGCACUGCACGGUGGGCAAUCUAGACAGUGAAGGAAUGGAAGAAAACAAAAAAAAAAAUCAAAAAGCGGGGUAACACGACACAAACUGCACCGCGUGUGUCGGUCUCGGCGCUACCGCCCUUUGAAAGCCCGUGCACGACACCUAAAGAAUCUUUUAUUACAUCAUUGGACUCACUGUGGGUGUCUUUUUGCGCGUGCAGCAAAAACAGAGAGGCGAACAAAACCAAAACUAUCGAAUUGCACAAGGUUAUUGAUAGGGGCCGGAGGGGGGGAAAUUUGCCCUUGUGCUUUGGGAGGCUUUUUUUCAUCACGCGUGGUGGCAGUGGUGGUAACGGUGGCAAGGCGGCUUUAAGUCUAACCUAGUUGGCGAUCCUGGAUAAGUUGAAGAGCAACUAGGCGAAUGAAGUAGAGGGCUAGCUCAGUACUUGCCAUUGAGAGACAUGGGGUGAUUUCUCUAAUCAACCUCCGGGGUGGAGAUCCACCCGCAAUCUUUCCAAGGUCUUGCCACUAGAAACACACACACACACUGACACUGUACAAUUAACGGUGGUGAUUGCAGUAGUGUUGACAGCAGCGAUUGCAGCAGUGAUCACAUUCGCAAUAAUUUGUGGGUGAAAUUUAUUAACGCGAGAUCCAAACAUCAGUACUGAUGCCGAAAGUGGUGGUUGAGCAAUAAUAAAUCCAUUCCAGACACUACCAUCAUUCGUUUUUUUGUUGUUUUUUUUUUUUAAAGUUGACAAAUUGGAAACGGGGGAAAAAAAAACACUCACACUCCCAACUCACUACCCACUGCUGACAACAACCACAACAACUACUACAGCAACUACAACGACAACAAAUACAGUAGCAGCGAAUCAAAGCCAAAAGCCAUAUCCAAGGCCCAAGGAAUCGACGUCCAAUCGAGAGAAGAAAACAAUACCCGUUUCAUCUCCUCCAGUCUUUUUUUUUUUUUGUUUUUAAUUACCAACCUUUUAGCUUCUACGCGUUCCUGGUUUACCUGGUUUGGUCGCAGCUUUUCUCCACCGCAAGAGGCACACACACCUCUCGUUACGAAGAUAGUCAGGUACUUUGCAAAGGAGAGAAAAAAAAAAAGUGUGAGCGAGAAAUUGGAUUUUAAAAAUUCGGAAAAAACUCAACCAACAAGUUCCUCUUCUCCUUGAUCAGAUCAAUCAUUAGAUCAAAAGCAAUCGAUCAAUUAUCAAUAGUCGUUCUUGUCGUCAUCACUAUUUGACGACAAAAGACCAAGACAGAGAAGCAGAAGAAGCAGAGGCAGUGGAAGAGGACGAAAGAGGUUGACUAAACAAUUUCUAAGUAAACUCUCCCCGCCACUUGAACGAAUACUUUUCUGUGCAACCCCAGAGCUCGUUCCCCCCCGUGUUUUGUUUUAACAACCAAUCAAAGAGUCAGAGACGUUUUUCUUUUACAAUUUACUCCAUCAAGACGUUACGACAGAACCCUCGAAAUACCUCACUGCUGCAUCAAUUAGUCGCUCCUUUUCUUUGUCACUAACUUUGUUAAUUUUGCUGUCAUUGUCACUGUAUUAAAAACGACCCCAGACCCUGUUUCCAUCCAUCCUCGAGUUGUCCCUGUUGUCAAAUACAAACAAAAAAAAAAAAAAAAGAACAAAAAAAUCCCUUUUACUUGCAUAUUUUGAAAUUUUGCCCCGGACCAGUUCAGAACCGAACCAAAAACGUUGGCUCAUAGUUGAAAUCCAAAUUGAAAUCCAAAUUGAAAUCCAUAUCCAUCGCAUUGCAUUGGUAUUCCUAUAGAGUUAUAAAUAUUCUAUAAAUAUUGAAAAUACUAACAUGUCGAAAAUAGAAGUUGUUACCGAAAAUGUCACAAGCGGCCAUACUGGCGAAGUGCAAACAAUCCAAUAUACGCAGUCGCAAAUGGUGGGCCAUGGGUCGUUUGGAGUGGUUUUCCAAACCCAGAUUAUGCCCGCUAAUGAGAUAUGCGCCAUGAAACGAGUUCUUCAGGACAAGAGAUUCAAGAAUAGGGAGUUGCAAAUCAUGAAGCUCGUGCAUCACCGCAACGUGGCUGACUUGAAGUAUUUCUUUUACACCAACAAUGACAAGAAUGAAUUGUACUUGAACCUCAUAUUGGAAUUUGUUCCUGAAACAUUAUACAAGGCAAGUCACUAUUAUGUUUCGAAAAGAUUGAGCAUGCCGCCAUUAGAGAUUAAGCUCUACACCUAUCAAAUGUUUAGAGCAUUAAAUUAUAUUCACUCGCAAGGUAUAUGUCAUCGAGAUAUAAAACCGCAGAAUUUACUUAUUAACCCAUCGAGUGGUGAACUCAAACUAUGCGACUUUGGAUCGGCCAAGAUUCUCAACCCACAAGAACCCAAUGUCUCCUACAUAUGCUCGAGAUAUUACCGUGCCCCCGAGUUGAUUUUUGGAGCCACAAACUAUACGACAAAGAUUGACGUGUGGAGUGCCGGAUGCGUGAUGGCGGAAUUGAUAUUGGGACAACCGUUAUUCCCUGGUGAAUCUGGUAUUGACCAAUUGGUUGAAAUCAUCAAGAUCUUGGGCACGCCGACCAAGGAACAGAUUAAGAAUAUGAAUCCAAACUACAUGGAGCAUAGAUUCCCACAGAUCAAGCCAAUUCCAUUAAACAAAAUCUUCAAAAAGAUGUCGCAGGAUUGCAUUCAAUUUUUAAUAAAGGUACUUCAAUAUAGUCCCAUUGAUAGAAUUAGUUGUGUUGAGGCAUUAUGUGAUGGUUAUUUUGACGAGUUGAGAAACCAGGCUACACAGUUGCCCAAUUAUAGAAAGUUGUUUUCCCAGAAUAUGCAUCAAAGCUCGUCAUCGCAUUCGUUGAAUGCCGCCCAGUAUCAAUUGUACAAUUCACAGCCGGACAUGAAGCCCAUGCCUGAGUUGUUUGACUUUGACGAUCGAGAAUUGAGCGUUGCGCCGCAAUUGAACUCGCGACUAAUACCAGCAUGGGCGUGGUCACAUCUCCAAUUGAGGAAUCCCAUUAAUAAUUUAAGUGAGUUUGUGCCCAAGACCGAGGAGGAGUUGAAGGUUAGUUUAGAAUAG